AUGGGGAGAGUUCUAUUCCGUGGCGGUACGAUCCUUACUCAUGACGCGAACGACCAUGUCAUUCCUAUCAAGAGCGACCUGCUGGUAGAAGAGAAGGUCAUCAAGGAGAUCUCGCCAGACAUCCGACUGCCAGCUGGCUCCGACGUCAGAGUUGUUGAUUGCACAAACAAGGUUGUGAGUCCUGGCUUUAUUAGCACACAUCAGCAUUUAUGGCAAUCAUUAUGCAAAUCGCUCUGGAGCGAAUACACUAUUCUCGAGUAUUUGUGCCUAGGCCUGUUUGACAAUGCGCACCACCAACCAAGCGACAUUUUCUGGGCCGAGUUGGGAGGAGCGCUGGAAGGAAUUGAUGCCGGCACUACAACCGUCAUGGACCAUGCACACUUUCACUACUCUCCUGAGCAUUCCGAGGCAGCAAUUGCCGCACUCGAAGCUUCAGGCUUGCGAGCAGUGUUCUGCUACUGCCCAAGCUCUCGACUGCAGAAACAUCAUCCUCUUGAGGUUGAUGGCGACAUAUUUUGCGAUUGGAGCAUGAAUAAGAUCAAAGACUUAGCUCAAAAUGCACCGUAUGGAGAUGGUCGUGUCCAGAUCGGCUUUGGGUUGGAUGAGUUCCGUUUCGAUCGAGACACGACAGUGAAGGUAUUCAAGCAGAUCAAGGCGUAUGGAAUUCGUCAUGUUACGACGCACUAUUUCCGAAGUCCCGCUGGAGCCAAAGACUCUCGACUGGCCCUGUUCGAUAUUUACGGUAUCGUCGAUCCAGACACGCACUGGGUCGUAUCUCAUGCAACCAAUCCGGCGCCAGGUGAUGCGAAGUUACUGGAGAAACACAACAUGUACAUGUCAGCGGCGCCGUCCUCAGCGAUGCAGAUGACUAUGGGCCACCCGACAGCCCUGUAUCAUCGAACGGAAGAUUUCUUCCCACGCGCGUCGGUUGGUGCAGACAGCCACGCGAUCUGCGGUUCCUCGCUGCCGUCCGAGAUGCGCAUCCUGCUGCAGGACGCACGUGCGCAGUUCAACGACUCUUUUGUCGAGCAAUGGAAGUCCCCUGUUAAGCUCAAUCGCAGUGUCGAAGAUGUCUUCAACCUCGCGACGGUCAAAGGAGCCAGAGCGCUCGGUAUGGCUGACCAGAUUGGACAGCUGAAAGUGGGCCUGGCGGCCGAUAUUGUGGUCUACGAUGGUUCCACGCCUGCGCUGUAUGGCGGCGCUCAAACUAAUCCUGUCACUGCCAUUGUGAUGUUGAGUAGCCCGGCAGACGUGGAGCUGGUUAUGGUAGAUGGCAUAAUUCGUAAGGAGAACGGAAUCCUCAAAGAUGUACGCACGGUGCCAAAGGAUCAGAGAUGGCGUGAGGGAGCGAGCGAAAAUCUCACUUGGACUGAGAUAUCAGCCAAGUUGAUUGAGAAGAGUAACACGAUGAGGGAGCGGAUCCACUCGGUGGAUGAGCAGCAGAUGAGGAAGGAUGUCAUGCAGUUUCUGCGUGUCGAUCCGGCUGUCGUUGUAGGAUAG
Messenger RNA from Cyphellophora attinorum, 1500 nucleotides. RefSeq names its product 5'-deoxyadenosine deaminase. The coding region runs from base 1 to 1500 and encodes 499 amino acids. The record is from RefSeq and is a predicted model, not a curated record. The transcript is spliced from 4 exons. Gene Ontology annotation, molecular function: hydrolase activity, acting on carbon-nitrogen (but not peptide) bonds. NCBI's taxonomy places the organism in Eukaryota, Fungi, Ascomycota, Eurotiomycetes, Chaetothyriales, Cyphellophoraceae.